AAACUGGCAAUGCUUCGCGAUGCUUCUAUAUCUUCGACGCUGAUACACUUGACUCGUUAACUUCCGCAAUGCACUUCGCGGUAAUCAAUCAGUUUGAUCGCAUACGUUCAAGGAGAAACAGUGACUUGGUAUCAGUUAAAGGUGUGCUACGAUUGAAUUAUCGGUGGCGGCGGAUUACAAGCAGAGUGUGCAGUGAAACCCAUAUAAGAGUGACUGUUUUUAGUUCAAGGAUUCAAUUUUUCGCUUGCUGUUUUUUGACGCUUCGUUGGAUUGUGCUGUAGUGUUGGUUUCGGAUCAAUCGCAGAGGAUCCUUUUGUCAAGAAAACCGCAUUGGAUGUGCUACGAUUGAAUUAUCGGUGGCGGCGGAUUACAAGCAGAGUGUGCAGUGAAACCCAUAUAAGAGUGACUGUUUUUAGUUCAAGGAUUCAAUUUUUCGCUUGCUGUUUUUGACGCUUCGUUGGAUUGUGCUGUAGUGUUGGUUUCGGAUCAAUCGCAGAGGAUCCUUUUGUCAAGAAAACCGCAUUGGGUGAACAUUCCUCAAGCAUUGCGGAUUGAAGUCUCGGUGUACUACGAUUGAAUUAUCGGUGGCGGCGGAUUACAAGCAGAGUGUGCAGUGCAACCCAUAUAAGAGUGGCUGUUUUUAGUUCAAGGAUUCAAUUUUUCGCACACUGUGCCAUUUUACAUCCGAUUUUCAUCAUUGACCUGAGAAGGCGAAGUUUUUUUUGCAUCGGACAUUUUUUCUCGUUUCAGGGUGAACAUUCCUCAAGCAUUGCGGAUUGAAGUCUCGGUGUACUACGAUUGAAUUCUCGGUGACGGCGGAUUACAAGCAGAGUGUGCAGUGAAACCCAUAUUAGAGUGGCCGUUUUUAGUUCAAGGAUUCAAUUUUCCGCUUGCUGUUUUUGACGCUUCGUUGGAUUGUGCUGUAGUGUUGGUUUCGGAUCAAUCGCAGAGGAUCCUUUUGUCAAGAAAACAGCAUUGCAUCACACAUACUGAGGAAGGAUCCACCGCCGCUGAAGUGUGCACGGUUCUUGCUAGCAGCAUGUUCGAAAUGAAUGAAAUGUUCCUAACGCAACUACAACCUACCAACGCACGAAAUUCCGAGCAACAAAGGGGAAGGCGGAAGUCGACAUCUGUCCACGCGGACCCAACCAUGCAGACUUCGGCUCUAGAACAUCUCCUGACGCGUUUGAUGACAGUUUUUUAUCAAGCUGGGGCUACUCAGAAGGAGGCCGAUCACCUACUGAUUCCUCGAAAUGAAGUUUUGUGUGCCGGUAGGUCUCAGUACCAAGAUCGAAAUAGUUCCGAUAAAAGAUUACAUGCUUCGCAUGUAAUCAGAAUCCAGCUUGCACAGAAGAUGCUGUCAAAGCUGGAAGGAUUUCCCGACCUGCACGAGGACAUAAAAACGCACUUUGGCUACACGGAGCUCGUGGAAAAGUGGGCCAAUAUGUGGGGAGGAAUUGGGCAGAACAUUGACGAAUUACAAGCUCCGCUGUUGAAACUUCUAGAGGUGGUAGAUUUUAGCCAAGAUCCACCUUGUUUGAUUGGGAGUAUACCGGAAAGUUACUACAAAGAAACGUUAAAUGACCUGUAUGAGCAACUUAAAAAAAUUGAAACAAAUGAUUCCGUCAUCAUGAAGUUUCAUUCAACAAUUUCGCCAGGACUAAUUGUAGGUCCUGGCGAAAUUGUUGAACUUUGUAUACAAUACACCAAGAUUGUAGUAAGAAAAUGGCUGAAGUUUUCUGGAAAUCAUUUCAUGAACAAGGCUUCGAUCAAAGACAUUCUUUCUCAAUUAAAUGUUUUAUUGCGGACGUCGAACACAAACCAUUUACUGCAGCUGGGCAGGGAUGGCUACAAAAAUUAUGUGCAACAGCUAUCGGCAGCCCCAAAAGAAAACGGUGUGGCCAACGGCAACAAUGACGUUUCCUCAAAUAGCGUUAAUGCUGUUUGGGGUCCAGUUAAGGAAAUGGCCCGCAGCGUUAUUGGACAAUUGCCUUGGCUGUCAACUGUGGAUGUAUUGGUGAUAUUGGCGAUAUUGGUGAUAAUGACAUUGAUUAUAUCAUUGAUUUCUAAGUGUAUAACUUCACAUAUGGAUUUGUCUGAUUUCCGAAAUUCAAUAUUACCUAGAUUAUUGGUAAUAGGUUGGUAUUGUUUAUCUUUUGUCUUUAAAAAAUGGAAAUAAACACUUGAUGUUUAUACCCACCCCGUUUAGGCCGUAACUUAUUUCAUUUAUUUCAUUUUUCGUGGAUCUUGCCAGCUCUCGCACCUUCUUCUUGGUGUUCUUCAUAAGGUUUUGGACAACCGUUCCGUCGAUGAUUUUGCUUAGGUUGACCCAGUUUUUCUUGAAUUUGAUGACGUCCUCUGAUCCUCCAUCCUUUUUCCGUAGUUUCCCUUUCAUCAAAGUCAAAUAUUUCUCAAUGGGCCUUAUUUGCGGGCAGUUCAGAGGAUUCAUUGGCUUUUCCACAAAUUGGACAUUGUUUUCUUCAUACCAGUCAAAGGUGUCACGCGCAUAGUGGUGUACAAAAAGAUGUACUUAUUUCCCUUUCCCCCCAUGGUUCUGUCAUCAAAUUGAUAACUUCUACAUCACUUCUUUUCUUCACUUAUAUUGUCCUUCUUAUAAAACUAAAACACUUAAAACUAAAACUAAACACAUGAGCACUGACUUCUAUAAACUCAACUAUUAACUGACUACAUACUGACUGUAUACUCCCGACUCCUGACUCCCCUCCUCUAAACAUAGUCAUCUCUUUUAUAAUUUGGCUUCAAAGUAAUAUUUAUGACCGUACACGUCUGUUUUGGCUACCUAGUUCAUACCUUUGGGUGUUAACGGACAUUCGUUGAACCCCACGUGACUCGCGGUUUACUGUUUACGUUAACGGUGUUUCGUAGAUUCCAACGUGCUCGCUCGGAGCGUUCUGACCUCUAGCAGUCUUUGUUUGUCUUAACGGUGAACCAUUGAUUCACAUGUGCGUGCCCAGGCGACACAUUAUAUUUACUGUUUUUACACUGAAACGCAAACUUUAUCGCUACUAGGGUAAAAGUGCCAAUGUUCCACAUAAGUGACAAUUACAUUAUAUUUACUGAGAAAUCCUAAUCAAUAUGGAAUAGUAAGGGUGAUAUCGACUUAGGGUCGUUAAAAUCUCCCCUUUGCCAAUCAGCUGUUUGAUUCUAGAAUUGAAGAUUUUAGAGACAAACGGUAAGUGUAGGUUAAAACAUUAUUUUUAUUAUUAUUAUCAUUAUUAUGAUUUUGUUUUCAUCCCCGAGAACUUGUUGAUAUGUUGCUCUGCCUUCAAAGUCUGCUUCCUUGGGUUUCCGUUUACGUUACGUAGCUCCACGGAUGAUUUCAGAUUCCAGGUGUGGGUAUCCGUUUGCCUAAAGCCGCUCUCACAUACCUUCCAUGAUUUCAGAUGAAUGAAAGAUAUCUUAACCAUGCAAAUGUCUAUUGUCGCAACCUCACUGGUCUCGAACACGUUUGUAAUGCUCCGUUUCAUCGUCGAGUCAUAUAGGACAUCUCGUCUUCAAAAGGGUGAAAACCUUAUAUUCUUAUUCCAUUUUCGGCUUCUGGUUUGGUAGGAGAAAACCGGCUCCACUCAAUUUUCGUAGUAAAUCAAAAUAUCAUCCAAAAGUCUUCUUUCCAACUUCAGACUGCUUCCAUGCUGUCCGAAUCAUGCAGUUUUUAGGUUGAAACUGCUUGCUUAUAGUUUGGUUAUUAUUUUGCGCAUCCAUGUUGAUGACUAUCGAUAUUUGUUGUAGAAUUAGUCUUGAGUAACGAACUAAUUGCUCUGCACCGAAUGUAUGGAUUAUUUGUUGUGUUAAUCCGUAUUUGUGUGUUUUUCAAUGACAGUAAAAUCAUUAUGAUUUCAAUUGCUUAUCAUACCUCGAGCUAAACAUUCUGCUUGGUUUCUACCCGGGAUCUUAUUCCGUCACUUGUCAUGAUGUAACUCCUUCCAUACCACCCAACACCUGUCCUCUGUCGUCAUCCUCUCCAUCCGUUCAUAUACCAAAAUACAAUUGGGAUAAUCGUGCCCAUCAGCGGAAUGCUGACCAAUCUUCCAAUUUGCAGUGUACCAUCAGUGUGUUGUCCUCUUCGAUGAUGACUCUCGGGGAAUGAAUCAGGCCAAAAUAUUUUAUUUUUACAGAUCUUUAAAGUCAUUCUAUCUUGUAUAUUGAUUGAUUUGUGUUUUAUUUUGUUUGCUUUCAAAUCAAAAUCUGUUCAAAAUUACAUUGUAUUAUUAUUAUCUGUAUUCUGUAUAUAUUGAUAAACCAAUCUUCUGUGUUUAUUGCGUUUUUUUUUUCAAUAUCUUUUGGCAUCAUUAUUGAAGUUCUGUUAGAGUCGACGUUUUUUUUUUUUUUUCAAAUAUAUGUAAAAUUUAAGCUGUAGUAAUGUAAGCAUUUUGCAGGAAUCAUUAAGAUCAAGCAACGGAUUGUAUAUUAACCUCGCAAAAUACUUCACACUACGCAUUAUUAAUAUAUUACCUGUUCCUUUCAAUCGUUCCUCCAGGCUAGUUUCUGUCUGUAUAUUCGCUACAGCUCCUCGCUUUUCCCAUUCGAGGUUGUGGGUUCCUGUAAUGAAACUAAGAUCUUGUGUUUAAUUCAUAUUUUAUACAAUAAUUUUAAUAGUUGAAAUAGUCUUUGACCACAACUUUUUUUUCUACUUGUUCUUCAUUUAUGUUUUUAUAUAUACCUCUUUAUGUAUUAUAUAUCUUUAUAUAUUGUAUUCAGUAAGAUUAUUCAUUCAACCUCUUUUUUUCCUUGUUGGUCACUGCGACCAGUUUUUAGAUCUAUUAUGACAUUCAUUCAGCCUUGCUGAAUUAUUUUUGUUUUCUUUUAGUGAUCUUCAGAUUUAAUUUUUUAUUUAUUCAUUAUUUUGCUGUUGCCCCAAAAACCCUUUUUCAUUAUUGUUCAACCCCCUAUUGGUUGUUAUAAAUUUCCCAUACCCACAUUUUUUCCCAUUAUCCCUAUCCCUUUAUUUAUUUAUUUUUUUAUUAUAUCAUUGUAAUGCUCGUACUCUGUGACCAGCAUCCUUUGUCAGUUGGUAAUGUUGUCCAAUAGUAUUGAUGUUUCUUUCAAACAUUUACAAACUCGAUGUUUCAUACGGGGUCGCGAUCCCCUUGUCCAUUCACACACUCAUUCUCACUCAUGCUUUGAAAUUGUUACAUCCUGUCAGUUAUGUUCUGUCAUGUAUAUGUGUUAUGUAUGUAUUUUUGAUUUUGUGCGUUAUUGUUUAUGUAUGGGUCCAUACGAUGUUUUUAUUUCGUCUUCAAAAAUCAUGUUCAUUUUUUGAUCAUUUCAUUCGGUUUAUUCCAUUGAUUCAGCUUUUUCUUAGCCUUUUUUUCACCCUCAUCUGUAGAGCCUUUUUAACCACUGCGUCCAUUAUUUAGGAAUAUUGUGGUUUUAUUAGCAUGGUCAUACCCAAAUUGUUCAUUAAAUUCUUUUCAUUUAUAUUGUCCCAAGAGAUCCCUCUUAUUAUUAGUUCAUUUCAGAACUCAAGAAAAAAAAAUCAUUUUUUUCCAGUUUUGUUUUAGUGUGUUGCCCAUAAUAUCAUAAAAUAAUAUUUGAUCAUAUGAAUUUAUUGUUCAGCAUAUAUUUUUGUUAUUGUUUUUAAUUGAAUAUUUAUAACUUAAUGGUCUUUUGCAUUUUUAUUCUACAAAAUAAUUUUUAUUUUUUUAAAGAUAUUUAGUUCUUAUUAUACUAGAUUUUUUUUUUAAUUUUUGUUUUAAAAUAUUUUUGUAUCAUUCAAUAUUUGUUAUAAUAUAAUACAAUUUAACUAAUAUUUACAAGGUUGCUAUGUACAUAUUUACAAAUAUACCUAUAUUGACCGAUAUAUGGUGGUUACUCAUUAUACUUUCGUAGUCUAUUAUUAUGAACCUUUUCUAAUCUUUUCCCGUUUUUAAUAAUAGUUGUCUGUUCGCUUGGAAAACUGACCACUUCAUAUGGUCCCCUCCACUGGGAUUGCAAUUUUUGUCCUGAUCCUGUAGGAUUCGCCUUUACUAGAACCAAGUCACCCCACAUUGGUUGCCAAUCAUUGGCUUGUUUAUCAUAAACUUCUUUACGCUUCUUUUUUGAUGCUGUUAAAUUUCCUCGUGCUAAGUUGUGGAGAUAUUUCAAAUUCGCCCUCAACUCAUCUGCAUAAUCUCCGUAAGUAAAUUCCAUAUCUCUCAUUCUGUAAAUAGAAUUUGGUAUUCUUGCUUGCCUGCCAUAUAAUAGUUCAAAUGGUGUAACAACAGGGUGAUGAGUUUAUCGUAGUGUUGUAUUGAAACGUGAAAUGUGGUAAAAGUUUAUCCCAUGUUUGAGGAUCGCCUCCAAUAAAUUGACGUAAAUAUAUUUUCAGUUCUCUGUUAGAUCUUUCUACAAGAUUUGCUUGAGGAUGGUAGGCUGUGGUUGUAAUCUUUUUAAUUUUCAAUAUUUUACAAACAUUUUUCAUCAAAUUGCUAACAAAAUUUGCACCAUUAUCAGUUACUAAUUCUUUUGGUGCUCCAAACUUGCAAAUAAAAUGGUCUACAAAUGCUUUGGCGACUGUAUGACUUUCUUGAUUUUCCAUUGGUACCACCGUUAAAUAUCUAGUCAAAUCAUCUUGUAUCACCAACCCGUAUCUGUUGCCAUUAUUAGAUUCAGGUAGUACAACGAUAUCCAUUAAAAUCUUUUCAAAAGGUUCUGCGGAUGUAGUAGUAAUUUUCAUAGGAAUUUUGUUUGCAGCUCUGAUUUUGUUCUUUUGACAUGAAUCACAUUGCUUGACAUAGUUUUCUAUAUCUCUACGCAUAUUUUCCCAUUUGAAAAGAGGAUUGAUGCGUUUCAACAUGCGCUUGCAUCCAACAUGUCCACCAAGCGGACAAUCGUGAAAUUCUUCUAAAACUGUUUCUCGCUCUUCUGGAGAUACCCACAUCCGAUCCUUAUCGGGAGCAUACAAUGUGAAAUUCUUGUCAAACUUAUCAGCAAUAAAUCUCAUAAUAUUUAGGUAUGGAAGCCUUUGAACAUCCCUAAAUGAAAUUAUUUGAAUAUUUUUCGCUGUUUUUGCAAACUUUGGGCAAUUGACAAAUGCAUCCACAAAAUUUUCUAGAACGAAUUUAGAGUCACCGAUUUGAGAUCGUUUAGACCCGUUCAAAAUAAAUCCCCAUAUUCUUUGACUUGGGAAUGAGAAUAUUCUUCCUUUUAAAUGGUCUUUCAAUCCAUGUGGUAAAUCUAUGAAAUCGCUUAACUCCUUAUACGCAGAUCUGCUGUUGAGUAUUAGGAAUGUUGCAUCAACAUCUUCUGUUGGAAGUUUUUCUUUAGUAAAUUUUAAAAGCUUGUCAUUUAUCUGAUCAUUACAAAUUGCAUCGGAGAAAUCUUCAAUUGAAAUUAGUUUGUCCAAAUUAUCAUAUUUAUCAGCAUCCCUGAUAUCGAUGUUUUCAAGACCAUCCAUGUUCCACUCUUCUGUUCAUUCUUUAAAAUUUUGGAAUUUCCUGAUUUUUCCGUAAUUGGACCUGGAUUUUUAUUCUUUUGGAUAACUUCGCUAUUUUGUUGCUGCUGCCUUUUUUGUUGUCUUGUCAUGACAGCGAUAUGAUUAGAAUCGUCUUCCAUUUCAUUUUUAUAAUGAAGUCUAGAUAAGAAAUCCGCAACAACAUUAUCCCUUCCUUGUUUAUAUCGAAUGUCGCAUUCCAUUCCUUGCAAUUUCAGUCUUAAUCGUGUUAAAGUAGGUGAUGUUUCUUUUAAAUGCCAAAGCGAGAUCAGUGGCCGAUGAUCCGUGUAGACAAUAAAUUUUUGAUUAUAAAUGUAGUGUUUGAAAUAGUUGACCGCCCAUACUAUUGCCAAUAAUUCUUUCUCAAUUGUAUGGUAUUUUCGUCUUUCUCAAUUGUAUGGUUUCGGCCCCAACAAGUCCUCUGCUUGCAUACGCAAUAGGUCUAUCUACUGAUUUAUCAUUUGAAAGCACCGCUCCAAUAGCAUGGUCACUUGCAUCUGUGGUUAUUACAAAUGUAUCUUUAUAAUUUGGUCUUACCAAUAAAGAGUCCGAAGAUAAAAAUUGCUUGAGUUUUUCAAAAGAUUCUUGACAUUGUUGAGUCCAAUUAAAUUUUACAUUUUUCUUUAAUAAUUCGUUCAAGGGUUUUCGAAUUUCUGCCAUUUGUGGUAUGAAUUUUCCAUAGAAAUUAACUGUACCUAAAAAUGAGCGAACAUCUUUGACUGUUUUUGGAAUGGGCAUUUCUUUUAUAGCUUUUAUGUUGUCAUGCGUUGGUCUUAUACCUUUUUCAUCAACAGUGUGCCCCAAAAAUUUCAAUUCGCUUUUCAAAAUUUGACAUUUGGUCGGUUCCAUUUUCAGGUUAUGUUUACGAAGAGCUUCCAAUACUUUAACAAGAUUUGCGUUAUGUUCUUCAAUUGUUCGUCCAAAGACAAUAAUAUCGUCUAAAUAAACAAUUGUUUUAAUACCAUUAAUUUCAUACAAAACAGAGUUCAUCAAUUUUUGGAAAGUUGAUGGACUGUUCCUUAAACCCAUAGGCAUCCUUGUAAACUCAAAAUGACCCUUUGGAGUUGAAAAUGCGGUUUUUGCAGCGUCUUUUGGAUUUAUUGGUACUUGGUAAAAUCCCGAUUUUAAAUCAAUUGUUGAAAAAUACUUGCUGUCUCCUAGACUGUCCAAAAUAUCGUUAAUGAGAGGAAUUGGGUAGACGAAAGGCUUGGUUAUCAAAUUGAGAUCUCUGAAAUCAACCACAACUCGAUACUUUUUAUUUCCCUCUGCAUCUAGGUCCUUUUUUGGUAUGCACAAUACUGGCGCAUUCCAUGGACUUUUGCUAGGUUUUAUGAUCCCUUGCCUUUCCAUCUCUUCAAUUUCAUCAUUGAUUUGCUUCUUCGUGGAUUCUGGAAACCUAUACUGUCUUUUAUUGAUUGGUAUAUUUGUUGUAGUUUCAAUCUCAUGCAUGGCGGCGUUUGUGACUGUAAGUUGGUCGCCCUUCAAAUAGAAUACAUCGCUAUACUGUUCCAUAACUUUUUCCAUGAAAUUGAAAUUUUCUUUUGUUAAAUGUUUCAAAUUUAUUGUGCAGAGUAAAUUUCUUACUCGAUCAUCUUCUUUCAAUUGUGUUUGUCUUUUAUUUUCUGUUAAACUUAUAUCUUGGUUUGUAUCCAAAUCAUCGGGUAAAAUAUAUUCCAUAGAUGCUACUUUGAAAUUUCCAUUAUAAUGUUCUUCUUCAGAAAACUCUUCAAAUUCUUUUUCCAAAUAUUUACUUGUAGGUUUUUACACAAUGUUUCUUCGCUGGUUUUCGUGUCUUGGAUAUCAAUUUUAUGUUUAUUUCUUCUAUUACGAUUUCUACCCUUAUUGAUAUUAUUUGCUUUAUGCAUAUUGGACCCUUUAUCAAUAUUAUUUGUUGUAUCUUUUCGAAUCUCCUUAAGAUUAUUAUUAUUAUUAUUGCAUUUUUCAAUAUAUACCUUAUUAGUUUUGGUUUUUGUUGGCUCUUGGCUUGCUUUUUCUGAUACAAUUUUAUGUAUAUCCUCAUGUGAUUCGAGGGAACCCAUAUUAAUAUUUGAAUGGCUAUCUGUUUGACCAUUGCUAUGCAUUAAAGUAUUUUUAUAUUUGUCCAUAUUUAUAUUCGGCUUACGUAAUAUUAGAUAAGAAAAUUGCUGAUCUAUAUACAAGGUGUAUUCUUUAAGAAAUUCCGCUCCAAUUAUUCCAGGAGAACAUAAUUCUUUUACUAAAUGAAACUUAAUUUUAUAGUGUGAAUUUCCCAUUGGCAAAAUCAGUUCUACUGAUCCUAAUGUCUCGGACAGUGUAGAAUUAAACCCAGAAAUAGUAAUUUUUUCGGAGUAGUCUAUGUUAUGCGCGCCUAUAUUUGCCACUAUGUCCCACCCCAUAAAAUUAUAGCAUGAACCGGUAUCUAAUAUGUACUUGACUUUUAUGUUUGGUUUACUUAUCGUUCCAAGAAUCAAUAAAAAUUGAUUUUGUUCUGUAUAUAUUAUAGGUAUUUUUUCAUGUUCCGGAAUGCAGGUUCUUAGCCUUUGUGGCUUAUUAAAUGGAAUGCUUUGUUUAUAUUUUUCAAAUUUAAAAAUAUUUGUACUUUGCGUACAAUCAGUCUCGGCAACAUUUACUUGGUACCGUCUUUCUAUGGUCUUUCUCUGACGGGGUAUUCGGACACAAUCAUCGAAUCCCUGAUAAAUUAGUUUGUUUGUGUUCUGUUUUUUCUCUUCGUUGGAAUAUAAAGAUGCAACCCUGGAAUGUAUUUCUUCAAUUUCAUCCCUUUCGUCAUUUUCCUUUGACAACCAUUUUAAUAACUCAUGGAAAGGUUUUUCCCUCUGUGAUAUUCCUAUUUGUGCUAGGCUUUUAUUGCGCAAGCCAGCUAGGAAAUGUUUCCGUAAAUGGUUCACAGCAUAUUGUCCUUCAUUUUCUACCCAUUUAAAUAGUUCCUUGGCUUUGUUUUUAUAGGCAUCAAAUUGCUCGUCCUUAUUUUGCCACAAUGUUUCAAUUUCUUUAAUUAUGGACCUUAUGUCCUUUUGAUCACGAAAUGCUUGUGUCAAAUUUUCUCUCACCUCUUCCCAGGUAUUCGCUGCUAUAAUACUAGGCAGGUAUUGCAAUGCCCUUCCUCUUAAUUUCAUAUAUACCACAUUGAGCAGUGCUCUGUGGGUUUCUCCUUCCACAAGUUGAUCCGCAAAGAAAUCAACUUGUCCUAUGAAAGGUAUUAAGUUUUCUACAUUCCCAUCAAAUUCUGGGAUGCAUUGGAUUACCUGCGAAAACCUCUCCAUGAUUUCUUUUUAAGUGAUUUAAAGCAACGUCAGUAUUCCAGGAUUAAAAAAUAAAUAAUUAUUCAAGUAAAAAUGAUUGUUAACUACAUUCCCAUAUUUGUUCCCCCUACUUAGACACAUAGUGCAGUCUUUCAUUAUCUAUCUUUAUGUGAAUAGAUCAAAUUUGCUUGGCUUUGCGGUGAUACUAACGUAUCGCAAACAAUAACAACAGCGCAUGGUUGAUAUGCUAGCUACCAUUAAACGGGGCUCAGGCAAAAUCAUUCUAGCGUAAGAGUCAACCGACUUGUUCAGUUAAUGCAUGCGCCAGCACCGAAGGUGUCGUUUCAAUAUUUUGCUUUUUUCAUUCUUUCGCACAUUGGCUUUGGUUACUAUCGUUUCGUUACUCAUCAUACCGUUAUGCACGUAUAUGAACUUCGCGACCUAUCUUCAAGUAUCAAAUUCGUCACACCGAUUGUUGGGUGGUUUUUGAUACGUUUAAUAGGGUCAUUAAGUCCUGUCUAGAUUUUUUUUUGGUUCAAACCUUGGUUCAAACAUGGUGAGUACACAUUUACUCAUUUUCGACGUGUUUAUAGGUUGUCGAUGAAAAUAUGUAUUAUUAUUAUUAUUAUUUUUCUUGUAUCCCGCCCUUGGCCUUAUUGAUUUUGAGUUAAAUCAUUAUUAUUAUUUCAGUUUCAACGUUUGGAAAAAGUUUGUACCUUGGUAUGUACUGUUGCGAUCAAAACACCAUGUUUGAUCGUAUUUAUUAAUGAAAACGGUAUUUUGUUUUUCAUUUUACAACCCCAUUGUAGAAAAUGUGCAAAAAUAAAAUGAAGAGAUUGUUUUAUACUUAGCCUCAGCUAGCACUUGUUUCCUCAUCGUCUCGCGUCUUGGGUUGCUCUGCUCCACUGCAUUGUUCUUCCCAUGGAACAGGUUGCAGGUUGUAAAUGUUGCACUGCUGCGUGUCCUCUGCAAUCGAGCGAUUUCUUCUCAGCACUGAUCAAUCUUUGAUUUCCGAUAUUAUACCACCACGAUUGAUGGCACUACUGUUCCGUUUUUCUGCACUUAAAAAGUUUUAGACUUCUUCACAGUCAUACUUAAGCGUUCCUUAACUUCCUAAGCGGUUAGUUUCCGCUGUCACCAUAUUGUACAAAAAGAUGUACUUAUUUCCCUUUCCCCCCAUGGUUCUGUCAUCAAAUUGAUAACUUCUACAUCACUUCUUUUCUUCACUUAUAUUGUCCUUCUUAUAAAACUAAAACACUUAAAACUAAAACUAAACACAUGAGCACUGACUUCUAUAAACUCAACUAUUAACUGACUACAUACUGACUGUAUACUCCCGACUCCUGACUCCCCUCCUCUAAACAUAGUCAUCUCUUUUAUAAUUUGGCUUCAAAGUAAUAUUUAUGACCGUACACGUCUGUUUUGGCUACCUAGUUCAUACCUUUGGGUGUUAACGGACAUUCGUUGAACCCCACGUGACUCGCGGUUUACUGUUUACGUUAACGGUGUUUCGUAGAUUCCAACGUGCUCGCUCGGAGCGUUCUGACCUCUAGCAGUCUUUGUUUGUCUUAACGGUGAACCAUUGAUUCACAUGUGCGUGCCCAGGCGACACAUUAUAUUUACUGUUUUUACACUGAAACGCAAACUUUAUCGCUACUAGGGUAAAAGUGCCAAUGUUCCACAUAAGUGACAAUUACAUUAUAUUUACUGAGAAAUCCUAAUCAAUAUGGAAUAGUAAGGGUGAUAUCGACUUAGGGUCGUUACAGUGGCAGGAUGCCUAAUCCGGCCAAAAUAAUAUAGGACCUUUGUGCUUUCAGAUGAGUGGCAGAAUUAGUUUCUGGAGACAUUCCUUCCGGUAUAUUUCCACGUUCAUAUUUGGGACUUUGAAGAAAAGUUACGAUUUCAUGCCACUUUAACAAAUUGCUUGCCAAACCAACACAUUUUCCCAAAUUUUUCGCAAAAAAUCGAUUUCUCCGAAUUCGGAACAUCCGUGCCACGCUUCACAGUGAAAAACUAUGCCCCUGGAAGUGCCUUGUAGCCCAAUUUGACAUACGUUUCAUCAUCCAUGAUUGUGCACAUGUAAUUUUUGCUCAAAACAUCAUCGUACAGUUUCCGUACCCGAGUUUUCACAUAAUCCGCAAGAAUUUGACUGCGUUUUCAGCAUUUCUGUUUUGGGUAGGUCUUCAGGGUAUUACGCUCCUUGGGGCGCUGAACCAUACCAAUAUUCGUUCCACACUUUUUUGCGCAAUCUCUGAUGGAUACCUCCUUUUUGUCUUUAAAGAUUUUGCAAAUUUUGCUGUCUAAAUUUGACUUGGACGCACUUAUUUUUCUGCCGUGACAUUAUAACCAAACAGAAAACCCCAAUCCAUGGGUUAUAGGACCCGUGUUGAGGGAUAUAAAAAAAAAGAAAAAAAAGCAUUGUAAAAAUUAAAAAAAAAACGAAUCCAAGGCGUCAUGCAACCGGUGUUGAGGGAUGAAUGAUUGAGGGGGUUUAAAAGAUGCUCAAUCGUUAACGGAGCUCGUAAAAGCGCUGCUAUAAGCAUUAUGAUUAGGCCAUUUGUAAUUGUUAGCUCCAGACAUGCACCGAUAGGAUCUAAAAUUGUAAGCAACUAUCUAUGCUCACCACUAAGGUUAAGUAAGGAACGCAACCCCAAUGUAUUGUAAUGGUCGAAGUACCAUAGAAAGGUUUUGAUCAGGGAUAACAUCAUUGUUAGCAAUACACUGAAGUUUUUUUACGCGGUUUUUUUUUACGCGGUCCGACUUGACUUGACUUUUUUUACGACGUUCUUUGAAAUAACGCGGUUUUUUUUACGCGGUACCAUUACCAUCUUAAAAAAAACUUCAGUGUACUUGUUUGUAAGACUAAUAUUGCAGGAUUGUCUGUGUACAAGUUAGAAUCCUGAUCAAUCAUGAUCUAAAGAGGGUGAGCAUAGCUUCUGAACGAUACACAUGCAAAUAAUAUAGUUUACGUAGGAAUCAGGAAAAAAACAUGUAAAAAGAGGGUGCGAAUAAUGUCUGGACGAGAGUAUAUAAAGAGAUCGAACAAUAAAGUCGCUAGCAGUUUUUCCUUGGACGGCACACAA
Messenger RNA from Aedes albopictus (Asian tiger mosquito), 13754 nucleotides. RefSeq lists its product as uncharacterized. The record is from RefSeq and is a predicted model, not a curated record. The transcript has 6 exons. Bases 1040 to 2179 code for a protein of 379 amino acids. Lineage: Eukaryota; Metazoa; Arthropoda; Insecta; Diptera; Culicidae.